Messenger RNA from Girardinichthys multiradiatus, 4729 nucleotides. RefSeq names its product solute carrier family 2 member 3b (gene slc2a3b). Gene Ontology annotation, biological process: monosaccharide transmembrane transport; response to insulin. The coding region runs from base 1733 to 3277 and encodes 514 amino acids. Gene Ontology annotation, cellular component: apical plasma membrane; basolateral plasma membrane. The transcript is spliced from 11 exons. NCBI's taxonomy places the organism in Eukaryota, Metazoa, Chordata, Actinopteri, Cyprinodontiformes, Goodeidae. The record is from RefSeq and is a predicted model, not a curated record. Gene Ontology annotation, molecular function: hexose transmembrane transporter activity.
AGAAGGACCUGUAUUUUCCUUCACUACAUCCACAAACCUCAUUUGUGUUCUUCUGUUUUUCUUCAUCCUGACUGCUCCAAGGCCACCAGCUCAACCUUCACUCAGCCUUGCCUCUUUGUCUCUUAACUGCUCAACCUGAGCUGUCAUUCUAUUGACUAAUUUCUAAACCUGCUCAUUUUGGUUCACUCUCAAUGAAAAUCACCAGCUCUGCCUGCAACUGCUUUUAGAAGUCACCUAAUUAGUAAAUAGAGUCCACCUUUGUGUAAUUUAACAUUAGCUUAUCUGUGAAGGUCCCAGAGGUUUGUUAGGGAACAUUAGAGAACAACCUACCUCUCCACCCAAACUGCCAGGCCGGGCCAGGAGUGCAUUCUUUAGACAAGCAGCCAAAAGGCUCAGGGAGAGCUGCAGAGAUCCACAGCUCAAAUGGAAAAGGACAACUAUUAGUCACAGACUCCACAAAUCUGGGCCUUAAGGAAGAAUGGAAGAAAGAAAAUACUUGUCAAAAGAAAGCAAUGAAAAGUCCUGUUUGCAGUUGCCUCAAACUAUGUAGGGGACACAGCAAACUUGUAGAAGAAGGUGAUCUGGUUAGGUCCCUUCAUGUGAAAAGCUGUGUAUGGCAUUAAACUAUCACUGUAUACCACGCUGAACCUUCUCCACUGUAAAAUAUAGUGGCAUCAUGGCGUGGGGAUCCUUUUCUUCAAUAGAGACAGUGAUGAUGCCAAGAGUUGAUGGAAAGCUAAAUGAAGCUAAAUACAGUUCAGUCCUGGAAGAAAACCUGUUAGAACCUGCAAAGAACUUGAGACUGAGGUUGAGGUUCACCUUCCAGCAGGACCAUGACCCCAGUCAUAAAACCAGAGCUAUAAUGGAAUGGUUUAAAUCAAGGUAUAUUGAAGUUGGAAUGCCCCAGGCAUAGCUAAGACAUAAAUCUGUGAAACUACUUCAAAACUGAUGUUCACAGAUGCUCUCCAUCCAAUCUGACGGAGCUUUCGUUCUCUUACAAAAAAAAGGGCAAAAUUACCAGAGUCAUGUGCAAAACUACAAACCCCAAAAGAGCUGGUGGGGUAAAAGCAUACCACAGCUUUCAGAUUUGAUUUCUCUCAAAAUCCCAAUAAAACACAUGACAAGACGCAAAAAAUGCAAGGGUAUGAAUACUUUUUCCAAGCCACUGUAUUCACAAUCCGCUCUAUAGAUGGGGAACAGUUCGUUUACCACCCACUGAGCCGAUCCCAUGAUUUCUGCAUGGCCGGGCUUCGGGUCUGACCUGUGGGGGCUCAGCCUUUGUUGCGGCAGCCAAGGUGGGCCGCCAGCCGCCGGACAGAGCCUCCAUUCACUCCAUUCAUUCUGCCGCCCCGCCUUCCCUCUAAUAAUGAGUUGAACGUACGUUCGUCGGAGCACGUCUCCCUUCUUUCAACCGAGCGGAAACGCAACCGAGACGUUUCAUCAGCCGCUACUACAGAGAUGCGUCAGAGGACGCUAACGUGUUGCGGGACGCGUGGAGCUCAGUAUAAAACUCAUGCAGACAGGAAGGUAGAGCCCACAUUUGUCAGAGCAAACAUCUGGGUAGGAUUUCUUUAUAUGAAACACUGAAGAUUGAAUCUCGCUUCACUUUAAAGGUUUUCCCGGUGACAGUUUUCCCAAAAAGGUUUGUUUAUUAAGGAGUUAGAGACAUCCAACUCUGAAGAGUCCCAGAAGUGUUCAUCCUCACAUCUUCUAUCAAGGAGCAAAGAGCAAAAUGCAGCAGUUGGAGGACGAAAGGCCCAAGAAGAAGGUGACCCCCUACCUCCUCUACUGUGUCUCAACAGCAGUGAUUGGCUCGCUGCAGUUUGGGUACAAUACAGGAGUCAUCAAUGCACCUGAGCAGAAAUUACGAGUUUUUUUCCAGAAUGUAUCAAGGGAGCGCUACGGGGAGCCUUUUUCCGAUGGAGCCACUACCAUGGUGUGGAGCUUCGCUGUAGCCAUCUUCAGUGUGGGUGGCAUGAUCGGGUCGUUCUCUGUCGGAACCAUUGUCAACAUGUUCGGCAGGCGAAAAUCGAUGCUAUUCGCAAACGUCCUGGCUCUGCUAGGUGGUGGUCUGAUGGGAUUGUCGUCUUUGAGUCGCUCUUUUGAGUUGGUCAUCAUCGGUCGUUUAAUCAUCGGAGUUUUCUGCGGGCUCUCCACUGGCCUGACCCCCAUGUACGUGGGCGAGAUCUCUCCCACCGCCGUCCGGGGAGCAUUCGGCACACUGCACCAGCUGGGUGUUGUGAUUGGCAUCCUGGUGGCUCAGAUCUUCGGUCUGGAGUCUCUUCUGGGAUCAGACAAUUUGUGGCCUUUGCUGCUUGCUCUGACUAUCCUGCCAGCUGUGCUGCAGACCAUCAUGCUGCCUUUCUGCCCUGAAAGCCCUCGCUACCUCCUCAUUGUCCUCAACAAGGAGGAGGAGGCCAGGAAAGCUCUUGAACGUCUGCGUGGCAGUGAAGAUGUGAGCGAUGACAUUCAAGAGAUGAAGGAGGAAGGCAUGAAGAUGGCCAUGGAGAAGAAGGUGACUGUGCUCGAACUCUUCCGUUCACCAAACUACCGCCAGCCGAUUAUCAUCGCCAUCAUCCUGCAGCUCUCCCAGCAGCUGUCUGGCAUCAAUGCUGUUUUCUACUACUCUACGGGAAUAUUUGAAAAAGCUGGUGUCACUCAGCCCAUCUAUGCCACCAUUGGAGCCGGUGUCGUCAACACUGUCUUCACUGUUGUCUCUCUGUUUCUCGUUGAGAGGGCAGGAAGAAGGACUCUGCACCUGGUCGGACUGGCAGGAAUGGCCGUCUCUGCCCUCCUCAUGACCAUCUCCCUGUCCUUAGUGGAAAGCAACCAGUCUCUGAGUUACCUGGCUAUUGUGGCUGUGUUCAGCUUUGUCGCCAGCUUCGAGAUGGGUCCGGGUCCCAUCCCCUGGUUUAUUGUCGCUGAGCUCUUCUCCCAGGGGCCUCGACCUGCUGCCAUGGCCGUCUCCGGUUGCUCCAACUGGACCGCCAACUUCUUGGUGGGGCUGGGGUUCCCUAAACUAGAGGAACUUUGCGGCCCAUACGUUUUCCUCAUCUUUAUGGUUCUCCUCAUCCUCUUCUUCAUCUUCACCUACCUGCGAGUCCCCGAGACAAAAGGACAGACCUUUGAUGAAAUUGAGCAGGGGUUCGCCGCCAAGCCCGCUCAUUCAUCGGUGCCUGAUGCAGUUGUCAUCGGCCAGCCAGAGACCCAGGAAAGGCCGCCCUUGUCCCCCACUGAAAAAGUUCCCAUGGUGGAUCUUCCCUCAGAGAAACAAUGAUGAAAUUGGUUGUAAUGGAGGGAAGAUGGACUGCAGCUGCUUACUGUAAGAGUCAGAAAUCCUAGUUUCUAAUUCAAAAUGUUCUCCCAUAAACAAUAAUAUAAUUAAUAACAAACUUAGGUUAAUCCUGACCAAACUUGACUGUAGCACCAGCGCUUAGUGUUUAAUGACAUCUUCAGCCGUGGCUUGACUCAUUGUGCCACAUAAGAGGAUCAAUGUAUGUUCAGAUUUUCAGCUGCCACAGUGUUCAAAGGUUGCAGGCUUUACGGGUUUUAUGUAUUGAGGUCAAGCCUGAGAAGCUAGUGUUGGAUGAAGGCAGUUUGGUCCCAAAAUAAGGAAAUGAAUAAAAAAAGUGCCUUUGAAAACUGCUUUGCUACCAGGGGAGGAUAGGCCUAAGGAAAGAUAGAGGAGGCACUGCACGAUGACUCACUCUGAGCAUAAAAACAUUUCAUUAUUAUACACUGAGAACAUAUUUUUAAGCAGGUAAAAGUUCAAUUUUUCCUCAUCCUCGAUACCUCAUGAUACCAUGUUCCUGUAUUUGUGGGGUUUUAAACUUAGCACUCGGCUGUUUGUGCUGAUAAAGACGCAGAACAACAACAGGUUUGUAGGGGCUUACAGCAAAUAUAUAUUUUCUGAGAAAGAAAAAUGCCUCUGAAUUAAAAAAUAAAGAGCAGUGUUCUCUUCCUAAAAGCACAAACAUAAGCUUUACCGCUUCAGUUUAAGAAUUUCACUGCAGGAAUUAAUGUUAAUGACAAGAAAAAAUAAACCUGCCAUUAUCUAGUUUUUUACAUCAUACAUGCAGAAUUAAAUGAAAGAAACUCAGGUUUUUAUUUUUUAUGUAAAUAUUUAAGGUUUUAAUGUACUUGAAAUUCUGUCUGCAGAACACACAUUUUAAAAUGUGUUUUGUCAUCUGUGUCAUUCAUAUAAUACCCACUCAGCUUAAUGUGCAGCACAUCCUAUAAGACGUUAGUUAAGAUUGUGGUGUUGCCUUGAGACACUAAAUAGAUUGUAUUUAUUUCAGUGUUUAACGCACAAAACGUGUCAUUAAAUAUUUGUUUGUUACUGAUUAUGUGUACAUAUACUGUAGACUCAAGUUACUGCAUCAAGAUCAGCUGGUUUAGUAUUUGUUCAAUGUGUGUAAUGUUGCCUUUUCCUCCUGUGUACGCAUAAACUCGAUGAGGAAGUAGCUUUUCUUGUUUCAGCUUUGCUGUUUGCACAUCAGCAGUCAGACUCCUAUGUAAGAAAAUAUUUAUUCUGAUGUUUUGCUCUUCCUGUUUUGUCAAAUUUCUAAUAUUCACUGUGAUUUGAUUUUUGUCUCAUGUUUUUGCAUUCUGCACCGUUGUUAAAGACAUUGCAAUAAUGUUGCUCUGCUAUUCACAGUUUCUACAUGUGUAAUUUGUAUAUUUUGCUCUUUUAAUAAAAAUUUUGUCCAAAUAAAAUCAGUAAAUUUGA